Prorocentrum cordatum is the source of this 2576-nucleotide messenger RNA. NCBI's taxonomy places the organism in Eukaryota, Dinophyceae, Prorocentrales, Prorocentraceae. The record is from the annotation of a GenBank genome assembly.
GAGGACGCUCUCUGCUCGUCGGCGGUGCACAGCGGCAUCUUGCGGCUGCACGCGGCGGCGAAGGUGGGUGACGCGACCACUGCAGAGGCGAUCGCGUCCAGAUUGAAGGCCAAGGGCAUGCAGUUGCCAGUGGUCGCAUACGGCGCGCUCAUCAGCGCACAUGCAAAGGCGGGCGACGCCAUGGGCGCGGAGCGCUGGCUGAACGAUCUCAUCAAAACGGGCGUCGGGAAGCCCAAUUCCAUUUGUGUAAACAUCACCAUCAGUGCCCACGCGAAGGCGGGCGACUUCCAGCGGGCAGCGCAAUGGCUGCUCAAAAUGCCGGAGCUAGGCGUCGAGCCCGACGAAAUGAGCUACAACGCCGUCAUCGACGCUUGUGCCAGGGCGGGCGACCCAGGCAGGGCUGAAAGAUGGUUGCAGACAAUGUGGGAGUCUUCAGUGAGUCCUAACGUUGUCAGUUAUUGUUCCGUCAUUCACGCGUGCGGAAAGGCUGGGGAGAUGACCCGCGCGGAGGCUUGGCUGGAACGCAUGCGAAGCGACGGGGUGGAGCCAAAUGCAAUCUGCUACAACGCGGUGAUUCAUUCGUGCGCCCGCGGCGGGGAUAGCGAACGCGCCGCCGUGUGGGUCGAGCGCAUGAUCGCCGACGGCGUUCAGCCGACGGUGAACACGUACAGCACUAUCCUUGACAUUCUCUCCAAGAAGGGCGACAUGGAAGCCGCAGAUAAUUGGCUCCAGCGCAUGGUACGGCAAGGGAUCGUGGACGAGGUGAGCUACAACAUGUUUCUGGGCGCCUGCAACCGCAUCGGCGAUGUGGACAGGGCGCUCGCCUGUUUCGCGGAGAUGCGCGCACGAGGAGAUAAGCCUAACACGAUGAGCUACAACCUCUUGCUCAACAUGCACGCCCGAAAGGCCGAUAUCGAGGGCGCAGUACGGUGCAUGGACGAGAUGCAACAGGACGGCGUCGUCGCCGAUAAGAUCAGCUACAACACAAUCAUCAAGGCCUUCACGCGAAGCGGCGACGCGGACGGUUCGGAGAGGUGGUACGGCAAGAUGGUCGCGGCUGGCGUGGAGCCCGACACCGUAACCUUCAACGCCAUUAUCGGCACCUGCGCCAGGGCCAAAGACGCCCGACGCGCAGAGAGUUGGCUGAAGUAUGUUAUCAGCGAGGGGGCCGUCCAGCCUGACUCUGUGAGCUACACCACGACCAUUGACGCCUGUUUGCGUGUAGGUGACGCCACGAGGGCCAACUAUUGGCUCCUCGCGAUGGAGAAGGCCGGUUUCCAAGCCAGCACCAAGGUCUACGGCAUGUUGGUGCACGCGCUUGUGAAGUCUCGCCGCGUGUCGGACACCGAGGAUGUGUUUCAGAGAAUGCAGGCUGCGGGCGUCGUCCCGACGAACUCCAUGUACAACAGCCUGAUAGGCGCAUGCGCCAAGCAGGGAGAGACUAGCAGGGCUGAGUGGUGGCUCGAGCAGAUGCUCGAGACGGGCGUCGAGGCCGACGUGAUCAGCUAUUCCACACUGAUCCACGCGUGCGCCAAGAGCAGCGACCUCCGCCGAGCCGAGGGCUGGAUGGCGCGCAUGCAAACAGCGGGCGUGAUGGGCAACGUGGUCACGUACAAUUGCUUGAUAAACGCUUGCGCGCGUGCAGGAGACGGAGUGCGCGCAGAGGAGUGGCUGAGCACGAUGCAAGACGUGGGUCUCCAACCGUGCGCGCUCACCUACAACUCUGUGAUCAACGCUUCCGCGAAGGCUGGCGACAUUGUCCGCGCUGAGAAGUGGUUGUCGGAGAUGCGGCGGCGGGGCGUCAAGCCAGACUGCGUGAGCUACAGCACGGUGAUCCACGGGUGCGUGAAGGCAAACGAGCUGCCGCGCGCUGAGGGCUGGCUCAUGGCCAUGAGGGCCGCUGGGGAGCCCCCCAGCCAGUUCUGCUACGACACCGUGAUCCAGGCCUGCACCCACGCGGGCCACAUCGCAAAGGCGGAGCGCUGGCUGGACGAGGCGCUGAGCGUCGACCUGACCCCGUGCCCCAACUCCUUCGUGGGCCUCAUCAGCCGGUGCGCCCGUGCCAGCGAGCUCGACAGGGCCGAGAAGUGGCUCCUGCGCAUGGAGGCGGCGGGCCUCGACGGCACCGGCCCUCGCCAGGCGGUGGCCGCGGCAUGGUCGCGGCUGGGCUGCGACGCGCGGGGUGCAGGCCUGCUGGAGCGCGCCCAGCGCAGCAGGGAGCCGGCCCAGUGAGCGGGUGGCCGGCCCAGCUGGCGAGGGCCAGGUCCGAAGUUGUUUGGGCGCUUCGCGGGCGCCGGGCCUCCCGUCGUGGGCCGACAGGAGGAUCGGCCCUCCUUGGGCACCGAUUCGGCUUCGGGCCUCCCCCGCCACGCGCGCGGGGCGAGGGCGGCCAACUUCGGCGUCGCGCAGUUGGCGCGCUGCCGUAGGUGGACCAGCUCGGGGGACGCGGUCGGGAUGUGUUCUACGAACUAAACUGCGAGCGUUGGUAUCAGUACCAAUGAGGGUCAUCCGCCUCGAAGGUUUCCAGCGUGAGUGCGUUAAAGUCGUCUGUAAGGCAGGGUGUCCAUGCAUCGCCC